ACGGUACUCGUUGAGCAAAAAAAAAUUGCGGCCUCUUCUUCUUCUCCUUCGCCGCGCUGUGCUGCAAUAAGAAUCGGGAAAACCACAUUAAUAACGCUGAAAAGUGCACAAAUCGGCUUUAAAAUUAUUGCCCAAGUACUAGUGUUAAUUCUAGAACGCGUAAUUUAUAAAAUUCGGAACGCAUUAAGGUUUUUCACAAGGCCAACAAGAACUGUAAGGAGGCAUAGGACAAGUGCGAUUACCUUUCAAUGGCCGCCACUACAACAACAACAACCACAACACUAGCAACAACCACCGGCAAUUGCAACACCAACAACAAUAGCAAUAGCAACAGCACCAACAACAAUAACAAUAAUAACAACAACAACAUAGUAACGGUACACGCCGUACUAAAUACCCCACCCACCAGCAUUGCAGCCUCAGCGACUGCCGAUCCCGCCACCGUUGCCAUUGCCAAGGACAUGUUGCAGCUGCAUCACGGUGCAGCAACAGCAGCAGCAGCAGCGGCGGCUCUAAACAAUAACAACAACAACAGCACCAGCACCACCACCACCAGCAGCAGCAGCAAUAGCGCAGCCGAGCUGACUAGCAAUAGCAACAAUAAUUCAGCAAACCACCCACCUGCUAACACCACCACCCCCUCCGUCGUUGCCUCCUCCUCAUCAUCAUCAUCCGCCUCCUCCUCGCCGCCAUAUGGAGAGCUGCGCUUCAAUCAAGAGGUUCUGCCCAUUACGGACACCGUAACUGUCAUUGGACGCAACUCCUCCACCUCGCUGGUGCACUUUAAUGUCGCGGAGAACAAUCUGGUGUCGCGGAAGCACUUUCAGGUGAUCUACAACACCGAGUUGCACGCCUUCUUUGUCCAGUGCCUCAGCAAGAAUGGCAUCUUUGUGGACGACUUCUUGCAGCGCCGCAACGUCGAUCCAUUGCGGUUGCCCCAGCGAUGCUACUUCCGAUUCCCCAGCACGGAGAUUCGAAUCGAGUUUGAGAGUUAUGUGCCGCCCGCCCCAUCCGAUGUUGCCGGACAUUCGCCAUCUCUUGUUGUGGGCGGUGGUGGUGUUGGACCCGGUACCAAUGUCAUAAUAACACCGCCGCCCCGAGACGAUUUGCAGCAGCAGCCGCAACUCCAUCAUCCCCAUCAACAGCUACAGCAGCAGCUGCAACAACACUCGCACCAACAGUCUGCGCACCACCUGACGCUGCAGCAACAGCAACCAGCGCACCACCCCCUCCCGCAUGCAACACACCACCCGCUUCACCACACAGCCCUACAGCAGCAGCAGCAACAACGUGGCGGCAAUAUUGUCGCAGCACCUCCCCAAGGAGCAGCUGCCCACCUAAUCGCUGCCACGGACGGCCCUGGGAUCUAUUCGCCCCUCAAGAUAUCCAUACCCAAGAAGGAGCAGAAAAGCCCCUACCUGUCACCAACUGGUACAAUAAGCGCUGCCAACAGUUGUCCGGCUAGUCCACGUCAGGGAUUCAUCCAGAAUCAGCCCAAUAAUUACAACAACUACAGUAACAACAACACGCAGGAGCUGUUCCAGACGCCCUCCACAGCCAGCUACAAUCAUAACGAGAAGCCGCCGUACAGCUACGCCCAGCUGAUUGUCCAGGCCAUAUCCGCCGCUCCGGACAAGCAACUGACGCUCUCGGGCAUUUAUUCGUUCAUUGUCAAGCACUACCCGUACUACCGCAAGGAGACAAAUAAGGGUUGGCAGAAUUCCAUACGUCAUAAUCUCAGUUUGAAUAGGUACUUUAUAAAGGUGGCACGAUCCCAGGACGAACCAGGCAAAGGCUCCUUUUGGCGCAUCGAUCCCGACAGCGGCGCCAAGUUGAUCGACCACAGCUAUAAGAAGCGUCGUCAGCGGAGCAGCCAGGGCUUCCGUCCGCCCUACGGCAUGCCCCGAUCGGCACCAGUUUCGCCCAGUCACAUGGAUAACUCACGCGAGAGCUCCCCACUGCAGGAUAUAGUGCUACAAUCUGCCCCUGGAUCACCGGGAUUGUCGCUGGAACAGCGUGCCAAUGAUGCGGCAGAAAUCAUCUACAACUCCCAGAAUGCACACCAGCAGCAGCAGCAGCAGAGCCAGCAACCACAGCAGCAACAGCAAACGCUGUCCAAUAAUUCCAAUCAGUACAGCAGCGGCAGUCCGUACUAUAUAACCAAUCAAAACUCCAACGCGCCUGUGGCCCAGGCGCAUGUGGAGGGAAGUGGCGGUAAUGGUGGUGUGGGAGCUCUGAUUGCUGUCAAGCGGAACCAUGUGAUGCACCAGCAACAGGCGGUGGCGCAGCAACAGCAGCAGCAGCAGCAACAACAGCAUUCAGAGAUUAUAUACGAGGAGGUGCCGACCGACUAUAGUGGUCAUAUUGAGGCAAGCGAGGAAGAGUGCGUUACUACUGCCAGCGAGGCCACCGUGCCCAAGCGACCCAAGUACGUGUCCGAGGUACUCUGAUGCGUGCGGAUCCAGAAGCACCGGCAGAAUAAGGGCAAAUAGUGAGCCCAUGGGCAGAGAAAUGAUUAGAAAGCAAAACAAAAAGUAUCUCCAUCUUGUAUAUUGAAUUUGCCAAUACCAUACCCCCCUUAAAAAACACACACAAAAAAGAAACAAAUCCCCAUAAGACACAACAACACACACCACAAACAAACAAAAAAAAAUAAAAGAAAAUAUGAUUAUGCGAAUCAAAGCAAAGGGAGAAUUGUAUAAAUUGAUAUGAAAUAUUUUACAAGUAAAAACUGUGAGAUUGUGUUUAAGAACAAGUUGGCCGUACCGACCGUUCAACGGCGGCAGAAAAAACAACACGACAUGCAACACUUUUCGAAAUUCGAAAUCCCCCAGAUUCGAAGAUACGAUUUAAAAAGAAAAAAAACUAAAGAACCCCUUAAAUCUGACGAAUUCAAUAUGCUCGAUGACGCUACUCUCUAAGUAAUAUAUUAAAUUUUAAGUUAAAAGCAAGGUAAAGCAGCAAACAAAGCAAAAUUAUAUAGAUAUAUACGAUUGAUUAUUGUAAUGAUUGAUGAUUGAUGAUUGAUGUUUAAGAUGUUAUAGCUAUGUGACCGAAUUGUAAGAAAAGCGUGAGAAAAAUUGGGGCAAAAAAUCAUGUAACAAGGAACCCCAACCAACCACACAAGUAACAAACAAACAGGCGAAUGAAUAUUAUUACCUAUCUACAUACCUUUACCUAUAUCGAUUUAAAUAUAAUAUAUAUAUAUAUAUAUAUAUAAAUAUAUAUAUAUAAAAAAAAAUAUUAAAAUACAA
Drosophila ananassae is the source of this 3254-nucleotide messenger RNA. RefSeq names its product forkhead box protein K1 (gene FoxK). NCBI's taxonomy places the organism in Eukaryota, Metazoa, Arthropoda, Insecta, Diptera, Drosophilidae. The record is from RefSeq and is a predicted model, not a curated record. Gene Ontology annotation, biological process: regulation of transcription by RNA polymerase II. The transcript has 9 exons. Gene Ontology annotation, molecular function: DNA-binding transcription factor activity, RNA polymerase II-specific; protein binding; RNA polymerase II cis-regulatory region sequence-specific DNA binding. The coding region runs from base 249 to 2450 and encodes 733 amino acids.